AUGUUCAGCCGGCACAAGACACCCAAAGGUCACAGUGCCGGUGCUUCUACCUACGACGACCACACGAGGGGUACGCAGUCUACCCUGCUCGAGCUUGGCCUAGUCAGCCCCAAAUCGGUGCGGGAUCCCCAGCGAUCCAAAUAUUCCGCCGGCGGUGUGAACCCCUACGACAGCGACGUACCAACUUUUCCCGAAAAGGGACACUCCAUUGCGGCCGGUACCGUACGAGGACACAGAGGUCAUCGCCACACAGCUUCCUCCGGCUCAGCGAGAUCAACGGAUAGCAACUCCAAGACUGUGCGCAGCUCCCACGACCAUGGCGACCAACACAGACCGACGAGGCAACCGCCGAUCUCGGCGCAGCGCCGCCCGGUCCUCACCAACGCCAAGAUUGAAGAUGCCUUUGCAAGACCACCUUCACCAGCCAGGAGCGCUCCUCGCUUCUACCCCUACGAAUCGCCCGAGGUCCUCGAAGAAAUCACGGAGAGCUUGAGGAAUAGGGUAGAUAACUGGCACGGUCUUGAUUUCAGCAGAUUUGGCAAGUUGAGACUGUACGGAACCCUCCGUGUCGGCAAGGACAAGCUUUCCUGGCAAGAAUUGGAAUGUUUCCUUUUCGCCGAGAUGUUGAUCUGCGUCAAGGAGAAGAAAGUCAUCCUGGCAAAUCAGUGGGAUGAGAACGGCCUGCCCAAGAAGUCGACCCGGUGCACCCUGAAGGGCUCUAUCCUCAUCAAGAAGCAUCUGAAUGAGGUCACCGAGACGGGCAACAUUGACGAGAACGUACUCACCCUGAGCCUGUCCGUUGCCGAGCUGCCACAGUUCCACCUGCGAUUCGAGAACCGCAAUCAGUUGAAGCUCUGGCAACAAGCGCUACUCGAUCUUAAUGCUGUCGAGACGUCACCCAUCCGCAGCCCCGAAUACGACCGCGGCGACCUGUCCGAGGUGGAGGAAGAGGACUGGCAAAGGUCCCGCCCGCAGCGUGUGUCGUCGGUGGCCUCAUCAUGGGGAGGCGCGAAAUCCGCGACCACAGCACCGACCGAAUACACCAACUUUCAACGGAGUCCUGGUCUGCCCGCUCUCGUCCACGUUCCCAUCGACGUCGUCGUCGUUGUUCCCAUCUCCUCCUCUAUGCAGGGCGUCAAGAUCAACCUCGUUCGUGACGCCCUGAAGUUCAUGAUCAACACCCUGGGUGACCGCGACCGGAUGGGCCUCGUCACUUUUGGCUCGGGCGGUGGAGGAGUGCCAUUGGUGGGCAUGACGACCAAGGCUUGGCCUGGGUGGAAUAACAUCCUCUCCGCCAUCAAGCCGAUUGGCCAGAAGAGCCAUAGAGCCGACGUCGUUGAGGGUGCCAAUGUGGCGAUGGAUCUCUUGAUGCAACGCAAGCACAACAAUCCCAUCGCGACAAUCAUGCUCAUCAGUGAUGCCUCGACGUCGGAUGCGGAUAGCGUAGAUUUUGUCGUGUCUCGGGCUGAGGCCGCCAAGAUCACUAUUCACUCUUUCGGGUUGGGCAUGACUCACAAGCCGGAUACCAUGAUCGAGCUGUCGAGCAGGACCAAGGCGUCGUACACCUACGUCAAGGAUUGGAUGAUGCUCCGCGAGUGUCUCGCCGGCUGCCUGGGCGCCAUGCAGACCCUCUCCCACCAGAACGUCAAGCUGAAGCUCAAGCUGCCCGAAGGCUCACCGGCUAAAUUCCACAAGAUCAGCGGGGCGCUGCAAAUCACCAAGCGCGCCACUGGCCGAGACGCUGAGGCCGCCUUGGGCGAUCUCCGCUUCGGUGACAAGCGCGAUAUCCUGGUGCAGCUCGUCAUUCUGCCCGACAAUGCCUCGCAAGAGCAACUUCCUCAAGAUCCUUGGGACAACAUUGUCUCGGGCCUCGAGGCCCUGGGUGGAUCAGGCGAGAGCGACGAGCAGCGGGUGGCGUCUGUCGAGGAGGUGCCGCUUAUUCAGGCUGACCUCACUUGGGGCGACAUUCUGAGGGACGGCACGCUUUCCCACAUGCCGCGUCCUACCCUCUUGGCAAUCACCAUGCUCCCAGCCCAGGCCAAGGCCAAGAACUCAUGGUCCGGAUCGCCACCCAUUCCUCCCCAUCCUGGUAUCGUUCAGCGACGGAUGGAACUCCUCACGUCGGACAUGCUCACCCGCGCCUUGACCCUCGUCUCUCGCGGCCAGCACGACCGUGCCCAUACCCUUCUCAACGAGACACGCUCCAUACUCAAGGGCCUCGGCAAGGGCGGGCUACCGCCUGUCCCCUCGCUGCCCCCGAACAAGUCGCUGCCCUCCACUCCUCAUCCAGGCCAUGACGGCUCGCCAACUACGGGCACUCCGGACCCGCAAGCGCACACCUUCCCCUACCCAAUCUACCACCUCCUCCGCCAUGGAUCGCUUCCCGGCGCCUGGCAUUGGCCGCAGCCGCUCACACGACGGCCUCAGUCUCAGCACUGGCAUCGACGCCAGCACCGUGGCUGCCUUGAUGCAGAGCUCGAGAGCAGCCUCGAGUGGAUCAGCCAUCCGGCCGUCUUUGGCCGCGACAGCCGCAAGGCUGUGCUUCAAGCCUAUUGGCGUCAUCAGCUCACAACGCGCCUUUACUUUCCGAACGCCGAUCGAGUCCAUCUGGUCUGGUAG
Messenger RNA from Verticillium alfalfae VaMs.102, 2619 nucleotides. RefSeq names its product von Willebrand and RING finger domain-containing protein. NCBI's taxonomy places the organism in Eukaryota, Fungi, Ascomycota, Sordariomycetes, Glomerellales, Plectosphaerellaceae. The transcript has 6 exons. The record is from RefSeq and is a predicted model, not a curated record. The coding region runs from base 1 to 2619 and encodes 872 amino acids.